Lynx canadensis (Canada lynx) is the source of this 3455-nucleotide messenger RNA. RefSeq names its product potassium calcium-activated channel subfamily U member 1 (gene KCNU1). Gene Ontology annotation, biological process: transmembrane transport; reproductive process; potassium ion transport. Gene Ontology annotation, cellular component: membrane. The transcript has 27 exons. The record is from RefSeq and is a predicted model, not a curated record. Bases 42 to 3455 code for a protein of 1137 amino acids. Gene Ontology annotation, molecular function: monoatomic ion channel activity. NCBI's taxonomy places the organism in Eukaryota, Metazoa, Chordata, Mammalia, Carnivora, Felidae.
CAAACCAAGCUGCAGAGUGGUAGUGGGGAAGACCUGAGAAAAUGGCCUGCUCCAUUGAGAUCCAAGCAGCAUUUAUUCUCUCCUCCUUUGUGACCUUCUUCGUUGGACUCCUCAUCUUAUUCAUAUUCAGGCUAAUCUGGAGGACCAUUAAAAAAUGGCAAAACAUCAAGGGAACAGGAAUUAUCUUGGAACUACUCUUGAGAAAAAGCACUGGUAAUAAACAUUUGAAAAGUCUCCACUUCCAUGGAGUAUUUCGGAAUCGUAUAGAAAUGUUGCUUUCAGCACAGACCUUUGUGGGGCAAGUGUUGAUGAUCCUUGUAUUUGUACUAAGCAUUGGGUCUCUCAUAAUCUAUUUCAUCAACUCUUCUGACCCUGUUGGAAGCUGUUCUUCAUACCAAGACAAAACCAUCCCUAUUGAUUUGACUUUCAACGUGUUCUUUAGUUUCUAUUUUGGGUUGAGAUUUGUGGCAGCGGAUGACAAGAUCAAGUUUUGGUUGGAGAUGAAUUCAAUUGUAGACAUCUUUACCAUUCCACCAACCUUUAUUUCUUAUUAUUUGAAGAGUAACUGGCUAGGUUUAAGGUUCUUAAGAGCUUUGCGGCUGCUAGAGCUCCCUCAAAUCUUGCAAAUUCUCCAAGCCAUCAGAACCAGCAGUUCAGUGAAGUUUUCCAAACUGUUAUCAAUAGUCCUCAGUACCUGGUUCACUGCUGCAGGAUUCAUUCACCUGGUGGAAAAUUCUGGUGAUCCCUGGCUCAAAGGUAGAAAUUCACAGAACAUAUCAUAUUUUGAAUCUAUUUACCUGGUCAUGGCAACAACGUCAACUGUUGGCUUUGGAGAUGUGGUAGCCAAGACAUCCCUAGGACGGACCUUCAUCAUGUUUUUCACCCUGGGGAGUUUGAUCCUAUUUGCGAACUAUGUCCCUGAAAUGGUGGAAAUUUUUGCUAACAAGAGGAAAUACACCAGUCCCUAUGAGGUGGUCAAAGGGAAGAAGUUCAUCGUGGUCUGUGGGAACAUUACGGUUGACAGUGUGACAGCUUUCCUACGGAAUUUUCUCCGCCAUAAGUCAGGGCAAAUCAACAUUGAGAUUGUUUUUCUGGGAGAGGUUCCUCCUUCCUUGGAAUUAGAAACAUUAUUUAAGUGCUACAUGGCCUAUACGACUUUUGUUUCUGGAUCUGCACUUAAGUGGGAGGAUCUGAGGCGAGUUGCGGUGGAAUCUGCAGAAGCAUGCCUGAUUAUAGCCAACCCUUUGUGCAGUGAUUCGCAUGCUGAAGACACUUCGAACAUUAUGAGGGUUCUCUCCAUCAAAAACUAUAACCCUAAUACCAGAGUCAUCAUACAGAUACUUCAAUCCCAUAACAAGGUUUUUCUGCCAAAGAUUCCCAGCUGGAACUGGACUACUGGAGACAACAUCAUCUGCUUUGCCGAAUUGAAGCUUGGAUUCAUGGCCCAAGGCUGUCUGGUGCCAGGUUUAUGCACCUUUCUAACAACUCUAUUUAUUGAACAGAACAAAAAGGUUUUUCCUAAACAGCCCUGGCAAAAACAUUUCUUGAAUGGCCUGAAGAACAAAAUCCUGACUCAACGUCUCUCUGAUGACUUUGCUGGAAUGAGUUUUCCUGAAGUUUCCCGGCUCUGCUUUGUGAAGAUGGGACUCAUGCUGAUAGCCAUCGAACACAGAUCCUUGUUUCAUGGUUGCUGUGGUCUGAUGCUAAAUCCACCUGCAGAAGUUAAACUGCGUAAGAACACAUUAGGGUUCUUUAUUGCUGAAUCUUCAAAGGAAGUCAUAAGAGCCGCCUUUUACUGUGCCAAAUGUCACGGUGAUGUCUUCAUUCCUGAGCUAAUUGGAAAAUGUAACUGCAAAACCAAGAUCCAGCGACACUUCCCAGGGACAACAAUUCUGGUAAAGAGAGGCAGCAUGAGGGAAUUCUCUGAUUCUACACAGAGUGAUGAUUUGCCAUUCGGACAGGAAAGACUGAUGAGCAACGUGAGCUUCGCCACCAGGGCUUUUCUGUAUGAACCAGAACCGGGUUGUGACCAGCUUGAUGACAGCGGCAUGUUUCACUGGUGCAGAGCAAUUGCUUUGGACAGAGUGAUUCUGAAACGAAUGGACAAGUCAAAACAUGAGUUUCGGAACCAUGUGGUAGCAUGUGUCUUUGGAGAUGCCCACUCAACGCUGAUGGGGCUUCGGAAUUUUGUAAUACCCUUGAGAGCUAGCAGCUAUACCCGGCAGGAGCUGAAGGACAUUGUAUUCAUCGGAUCUUUGGAUUACCUGAAGAGAGAAUGGGUGUUUCUCCGGAAUUUUCCCCAGAUAUACAUUCUUCCUGGAUCUGCACUCUUUCCUGAAGACCUCCGCGCAGCCAACAUAGAGGAAUGUUCCAUGUGCACCGUUCUAUCCUCCUCAUCCAAGGCAUUGAGCAGCCCAGCUUUGGUAGACACAGACACCAUCAUGGCUACCCUCAACAUCGGAUCACUGCGGGUUAUCUGCGCUCCCCAUAUACCUGAAGAACCAUGGACUUCAGAGUGUUUCACCGGAUUUCCUGAGAAACCAAAAUUCCGAAGAAUCCCCAUCCUCACUGAACUGAAAAAUCCUUCCAAUAUCCACUAUAUUGAACAGCUGAGUGGACUGGAUGAAUCAUUCUCAGGAACAAACCUGCAUCUCAGCACAUCCUUUUCCACUGGCACCGUCUUUUCUGGCAGCUUCUUGGAUUCCCUCCUGGCCACAGCCUUCUACAAUUAUCACGUCCUGGAAUUACUUCAGAUGCUGGUGACAGGAGGGAUAAGUUCCCAGCUGGAACACUUUUUGGAUAAGAGUUUCUGUGGGCUGACCCACAGCUGCACUUCGGUUGUGUCUGGAAGAGCGCGGUGUAAGCUGGGGCUUCUGUCCUUAAACCAAACCAUUCUGUCUGACAUUGAACCAAGAAAGACAUUUGGGCAAGUGUUCUGUGGCUCAUUAGAUAAUUUUGGAAUCCUGUGCCUUGGCUUAUACCGCAUGAUAGAUGAAGAGGAGAACAACCCGGAAGAAAAAAGGGGAGUAUGCUACCUUGGAAAGUUUGUGAUUACCCGGCCACCCAAUAACUUUAAGCUACUGCCCUCGGAUCUUGUGUUUUGUGCCAUCCCGUAUGGCACUUCUUGUUACAAAAUGGAUGGUACUUCAUCUCAGAGUCCAUAUGAAAUAAUCAACAUGGUGCCACUGGCAUCAGAGACAGUUACAGAAAUAAAUUAUUCGCCUAUGGUUGACCCAGUUAACCAGACUACAAAACAACCUUUGACUACACCACUUCAUCAUUUGCAGCCAAAAACUAUUUCCAUCAGUGGUUCUAAGCAAACCGUCUUACCUCACAGCAGUAAAAUGCCACCCCAGCCACGUUUAGGUGAAACUGAAACCGUGAAAGAAAAUGAGAAAGGAAAAAUGAAGGAAACCACAGAGGAGAAUGCCCCUGCCUCUUCAAAAUCAAACUAG